UGGACAAACCUGCGUUGUGGAUAAGGGACUUACUUCAAUUGGAUAAUGGAUUAACGCGUCAGAGAUAAAACGCAAACAGGCUAUUCUCAACUCCAGAUUUCAAUGUAUUGGAAGAAAACACCCACCAACCCACCCAUCCAUAAGGAAAUGUACCCAACUCUUUUAACCUAGUUGAAUAAACCGUUCACCGGUGCGCACUGAGAGAGUGCGUGGGUAUCUGUGUGUCUUUUGUACUUAUAGCCAAAGUUGGUCUGGUUAUAUGGGGAGGCUUGAAGAGCGCUAGACAUUGACCUAGACGCGCCAUACAGGCAGGCAGACAGUGAAAGGAGAAAUCAGUCGCUUUGAGAUUCGGAGUGGUCAGAGUUGCGUCGAAGUGCGGCAGAGGGAUAUGGAUUGUGCGUCGGAUGCCAUCGGACAUUAGUGCGCAUCUCUAUCAAGAGGAAGACUAUGAAGCUGUUGAUGCUGGUUGAAUAGGUGACUUUCUCGGAAGGAAACAAAUUCUGGAAAAGAAGAAGCGCUGAUGAGGACAGAAAACAACGUUUAUCUCGCUAAGUAAAGAAUAUACAAGAUAGGAAUAAAUUGGAUAGAUUGGGGACUUCAAAUUACUUGUUAGUUGUCACUUAAAUGGAGAAAAUGAUUCAAGUCGGAGGGAGAUGUCUGACAAUAUUGAUGAUCUUUUUAGUACUUUUUGUUGGCUUGGUGAUGGGCUUUCCCACCAAACAGCACAAUAAACUGCAUAACAGCGUGUCUUUGGAGGCUCGUGCUCAGCCGCCCCCAAGUGGGGUCCAUCGUGGACCGGAGGCCCUGGAGCAGCAGAACCAGGUCCAGAGCCUCCUCCCCCCUGACACCGAGCACCGCCACAAGAGGAGGUGGUCCCACUCUCAGCAUCGCUCCGUAGGGGUUCUGCCCCAGCCUGAGCCGGAGGAGGAGAUGAAACCCUUCGUUCUGGACCUCAAUAACUUUCCUGAACUCGCCAACGCAGACAUCAGCUCUCAGAACCCCAACAUCCAGGUGACCAUUGAGGUGGUGGAUGACCCUAACAUAGAAGUGGAGAUGGAUCUGGUCAAGGACUGGAUCCCUCCUUCCUCUCCGUCCACUGUAGACUGGCUGGGGGGUAAGAAGCUGUUCUGGCCCCUGUUCUGGGGCUACACAGACGCUGACUCCAGUGAGGAUGGGACAGGCCGCUCAGGGUUGGAGGAGACUGGAGAGGAGGAGGAGGAGGAGGAGGAGGAAGAUUACGCGUUGGAGUACGGUAGUGAGGAGCCCCUCCCAAGCGGAGUGGGGGGAGACUGGGACAGUCGCUGGAACGAGGGUUGGGACGCCACUCAUAGCUACCAUGAGAAGGAGGGGACGGAGGAGUGGAGUGCCUGGUCUCCAUGCUCAGUCACCUGUGGUCAUGGAGAGAGGAAGAGGACCCGGUCCUGUGGCUACAGCUGCACCCUGACAGAGGCCUCCAAAUGUGACAUGGAGCCUUGUCCAGAUGAUGUCAACACAGUGGCUGAACCUUUCCCCUUCGAGAUGGAGAAUGGCACUGAACCGUUUGGCACAGAUGUGGACACAUGUGAGAAGUGGCUGAACUGUAAGAGCGACUUCCUCCAAAGGUACCUCAACCAGGUCCUGUCAGAACUACCCAGCUGCCCCUGCGCCUACCCCUCGGCCGUCGCCUACACCGUGGUCAGCGUUUUCGACGAGGGACAUGACCAGACCUUCCGUUGGCAUGACGCCAGUGGCCCUAAAGAACGCCUGGACAUCUACAAACCCUCUGCGAGGACUUGCAUCCGCUCGGCCCUCUCUGGCGAUGUCGCUACGCUCGGCGCCCAGCACUGUUGCUACGACGAUCGUGGCUGUCUGAUCACGCGGGGAAAGGGUGCAGGAACACCCAACCUGAUCAGCACGGAUUUCUCCCCGGAGCUCCACUUCAAGGUGGACGUGCUGCCCUGGAUCCUGUGUAAAGGGGACUGGAGCCGCUUCCAUGUGGUGCGGCCGCCCAACAACGGCCUGGUCUGCCCUGAGAACCCCCACCAGGACGUGUUCAUGAACGAGCUGGAGGAGGCCCGGGAGUACUGAGAACGCACGCAGCAGCCAAAACUACACUACCCAGAAUUCACCCGUACAGUGUGGCCCAAUCCUAACUUGAGAAGGGAGCAUGUGUAGGACUGUUUUGCAUUGCAUUUUGCAUAUAAGGAGGUAUGGCGGUUGUAAGGUUGAGGUGCAAGUUGAUUUCAAGUUAGGAUUUGGCACAUUAAACAUCCUGUGACCAGACCCAACAGAACAGAACUGAACUUAAUUGAACUGAACAAAAAAAAAAGAUGCAGUCCUGUCAAUGCUUGCCGACGUGUUUCGCAUCCAGCAUGGUACCAAGCUCUGUCUCUCUCUUGCUCUCUGUCCCUUAGUCUGGUGCACUUCUGUGUGCAUAUAAGCACGACAUUGUCGUGUAGCCUGUUGGUGGCUUGUUGUUGGUGUUGUAGCUCUGUGUGAUUGACGAUAGCAACAUAAACAUCCCAAACGUACUUCCUGAUUUGAUUUUGCUGUGUGAAAUGUUUGAUACUGUAGUAAGUCUUAUUUUGAAGAGGGGAUUGUGGAAUGUGUCAUGCCCAACACAUUAAUAUAGUCAUAACUAUGCUGCUAUGAGAAGAUGAAGUUCGAUAGGUACUGAAGGGGGAUAUAUGAUUGAACAAGCAUGAAUUUGCUGAAAGGUUUUUCUUAAAAAAUAUAAUCUAAAGCUGAGGAGCGAAUUUGGUCUAAAGAAAGAAGUUUACAAGCACGAACAACCACACCCAGCACCUCAUGCUCAUUCUUGAUAACAUGCCAACAGAACAUCUUCUUAGAAGCUUGGAGGUGGAGACAGUCUUCUGGUCUGGACUGAACUUAUCGUCCUCCGUUUCAACAAUGACAGUUUGAGAACCUUCAAUCAUGGAUGUUUCAACAGUUUUCUCAGGGGGACUCAUAUUGUUAGAGAUUAUAACCCAUAUGCACCUCAGCAGUGGAACAGCAUUGGGAGCCACUACUUCAGAGUGCACUUCAGAGUGUACUUCAGAGUGCACUUCAGAGUGUACUUCGGACUGUACUUCAGAGCGCACAUUGAAGAUGAGAAUGGUACCUGUUACGGAAACGAAAAAGUUGGAUCUACAGUGUAAAUGGAUGAAGAGCAGAUAAAUACAGUAUUCAUUAAGAUAAAGUUAUGAAAUUAUGCUCUUUGUGCGAUUUUUGGCAAGCCAUUUUUUCUGUCAAUGUAAUUAAAGUUGAAUAGCUGUUUUAUUCCAUUACGAUAUGUUGCAUUGUUUUUGCAAAGACUUCGUAGGAGUGGGAACUGUUGGCUUGAAGUCUUAACAUUUAUGCUCCAAACCUCUUUCAGGAAUUCUAUUUAAAUGUGUGCAAACAUGCAUUACAUUUUGAAAUCACAUGUUGUUGUUUUUUUAAAGGAAGGCACUUUAUUUAAGGUAUAUAUACAAAUGAUGGCAUGUAUGAAAAUCAAAUGUACCCAUGUUUUUUGCAUUUGUUUAUAUGUUAUAAUGUUAUAAUUGUGAAAGGAUAACUUGCCAGAAAUGUUGCAUUGUUCAUUUGUAAAGUAUAUUAUCAUGUGAGUUUCUGUUUAAAAGCAUGGUUGAUCUUUUGUGAUUUCUUAAACUAGUAUAACUAUACUCAUAGAAAAAAGGUGCUAUCUAGAACCUAAAAGGGUUAUUCGGCUGUCCCCAUAGGAGAACCCUUUGAAUAACCCU
Coregonus clupeaformis (lake whitefish) is the source of this 3719-nucleotide messenger RNA. Its product is annotated as isthmin-2-like. The record is from RefSeq and is a predicted model, not a curated record. The transcript is spliced from 6 exons. The coding region runs from base 625 to 2067 and encodes 480 amino acids. NCBI's taxonomy places the organism in Eukaryota, Metazoa, Chordata, Actinopteri, Salmoniformes, Salmonidae.